ACGCAGAGCCACCUAUGCUACCGUUGUUUGCUUCCUCCGUGUUAUCUCUUCCACCACAAAACUCUCCCUGUCUUUUACGCACAAAGUUGAGCCAUGGAUAGGGAGCACCUUCUCUUGUUCCCCUUCAUGGCCCAAGGCCACCUUAUCCCUUUCUUCAACCUGGCAAAGUUGAUCGAGCAAAGAAAGCGGUUCGCCAUCACAAUUGUAAACACUCCUCUCAACAUCGCCAAGCUUCAGUCAUCUCUUCCUCCAAACUCUGCCAUCCAUCUCAUGGAGCUCCCCUUCUCCAGCUCUGAGCAUGGUCUCCCGCCAAACUCCGAGAACACCGAUUCCUUGCCUCUCCACCUCUUCACUACCUUCUUCCAAGCCACCGAGACCCUUCGGCCCGCUUUCGAGCACCUCGUCUCGAACAUAAUUCAGCAACAGGGGCACAAUCGUCUCUGCAUCGUAGCUGACAUGUUCUUCGGUUGGACGGUGGAGAGCGCGAAGAAGCUCGGAGUAUUCCACUCUGUGUUUGUCACCAGUGGAGCUUAUGCCUCUGCCAUCAUCUUCUCCCUCUGGUUGCACACGCCCCUCCUUGCUGAAUCCUAUGAUGAGGUUCCAUUGAUUGACUUCCCAGAAGUAAAAAUUCACCACUCCCAGCUUAUAAAUGCAAUCGUUUCGAGUGAUGGGAUGGACCCAACGACCGUUUUUUUGAGGCAGCAGAUAAGCCUCAGUUUCCAGUCCAGUGAGCUUCUUCUGAACACCGUCGAGGAGCUCGAGAGGGAAGGAUUGAGGCUCUUAAGGAAUAUCUCCAGACUUCCUGUUUGGUCCAUUGGACCAAUAGCGAGUACUGUUCCUUCUUCUGAUCAUAUCAGUGAUAGUUGGAUGAAAUUUCUGGAUUCCAAUCCACCUGCUUCGGUUCUCUAUGUAUCAUUUGGCUCUCAGAACGCAAUCCCAGCUUCACAAAUGAUGGAACUGGCACUGGGCUUGGAGGCAGGUGGGAAACCAUUUAUUUGGGUUAUUAGAGCCCCCCCCCGCGAGAUUGAAGAUGGAGAAGAUGAUAGAAUCGUGUGGUUACCAGAAGGAUUCGAAGAUCGAAUCACAGAGAAGAAGCAAGGAUUCCUGGUGCAUGGAUGGGCACCUCAACCAGAAAUUCUUUCGCAUCCAUCGACAGGUGCUUUUCUAAGCCACUGUGGUUGGAAUUCAGUGCUCGAGAGCUUGAGUCAAGGCGUGCCGAUCAUCGGGUGGCCGCUGUUAGGCGAUCAGCUAUUCAAUUCCAAGAUGAUGGAGGAAGAGAUGGGUGUCUGUGUGGAAAUUGCUAGAGGAAGGGGGGCUGAUGCAUUGAGAAAUGGAUGGAAAGGGGUGAAGGAGGCGAUUGAGUUGGUGAUGGGAGGGACCGAGGAAGGAAGGGAGAUGAGGAGGAAGGCAAGUAAGAUCAGAGAGAUGAUGGCAGGAGCACUGAAGGGUUCUUCCUUCAAAGCCAUGGAGAACUUCCUUGAGACAGCAUUCUCAACGACGAUGAAUGAUUUGAAGUAAGAAACGCUUCAUGUAUCUGUUGUACUUAUCUCAUAUAUUAGGAAUUUGAUGUGACCCAUUUAUAAUUUAAUUAUUAAAAAUAAUUUAAAAUAAUUGAGAUGAUAAUAAAUAAUUUAAUUUUUUGAUAUAAUGAUGAAUUUAGAUCAAAAUAAGGAUUUUACUGUGGUUAUGCUUCUUUAAUUGAAGAAAAAAAUUGUAUUAAUCUAAAAAAAUUCG
Molecule: messenger RNA, 1734 nt
Organism: Elaeis guineensis (African oil palm)
Lineage: Eukaryota; Viridiplantae; Streptophyta; Magnoliopsida; Arecales; Arecaceae
Product: UDP-glycosyltransferase 92A1
Molecular function (GO): UDP-glucosyltransferase activity
Source: RefSeq, a predicted model, not a curated record